This is a messenger RNA of Vollenhovia emeryi, 2635 nucleotides long. RefSeq lists its product as uncharacterized. Lineage: Eukaryota; Metazoa; Arthropoda; Insecta; Hymenoptera; Formicidae. The record is from RefSeq and is a predicted model, not a curated record. Bases 27 to 2603 code for a protein of 858 amino acids. The transcript is spliced from 3 exons.
UGUAAGCUGUAAAAUGAUUUAGAUUAAUGGAGGUACUGCGGAAGAACGCAUUAUCCGAGCAGUGCUCCUUCGAUAUCCAAGAGAUUAAGGAAAUACCCACGAAGAGCGAUUCGUCGAUUGGCGAGGACCAAAACGAGGAUAUCACUAAGAGAUACGUUUCCUGUUACGAUUUGAUUGCGAGCUCGGCGCUGAUGGAUCAGGACAAAGAGUAUCCUAGAAAUGCGAAGACGAUCGUGCUGGAGCAGAAUCAAGCGAGCGAUCGCGGCAGGGUUAACAAUGUAAGUCGCCGUGUGAUCGAGUUAAGCGACAAUGACUCCAAGAUGAUCCUUCGGCGGCAAUUUGGGGAGAUGACAGAAUGCAAGAAUUCGAAUAUGCAAAGCGGCACAGGGAGUUGUGAAAAUAUGGAAAUUCUGCAAAAGCUACCGCCGGACACAAUCGUGAUACGACAAAAGGCGAAGUCGGAGAUGGAGGACAGCGACUACAGGGAGUCGAAUAGUAACAGUGGCAGCUCGACUUCCGGCUGUGCGGAUGUUAAAACGAAGGGGAUUUCACGAGCUUUCAGAAACAAAACUCUGAAAACGAUGGAGGUGAGACGAAAUCCCAUGCGAGUGUCCAAAAGAAAUAUGGCUGCGAAUUUCUCACGACCUAAGCAACGACUGUUGGCCAACAGCAAGAAAGAGUUUUAUUCAGAUUACGAGGUCGGGAAACGCGUAAGAUCGUCCACAAUGCCGUACAUGAACACUAGAUCUGUUACUCGAAAGAUGUACACCGUAGGUGCUACUUACCAGGCGCCUACCAAAAAAGAUGAGACGGAAUGGAAGGAGUGGCCCGUGCAUGGAAUGCACGAGAGACCGGUCUAUCAUCCUCAAGCUGGUUUAGCAGUGGAAUAUUUAGGAAGAUACUUUACUAGUCUUGAUGGGUUAUCUUAUUGCGAGAUUAUCAAUGAGCCUAAUAUAGAAGUGGUUUCUGUCGAUCCGCAUUGCGAUGGACGGGUCUCUUCGGCCGAAAGGAAGGGGUCAAGGGGUAAGACAAGAAUGAAAAGCAAACUUCCGCCGAACACUAAAGUUGCGUGGAAUAGUUAUCUCUCCGCGGACAACAAAUCCUUUGAGACCUGCAUGCAUGAAAGCCUUCAUUGCGUGUUCGGUUAUUGUUCGCAAGUUAUGACGCCAGUUUACAAGAAAACUGUGGAAGGAAAGAUGACAAAGCUGACCUCUGCGGCCAAGACGAGCUCUUUAGAAUCGGCGAAGGAGCCAACAGACCUCAAAAGUAACGUCACAAUUUCUUCAAAGAAUGUCACUAAGCUUGCAGAAGAGACAAAAUUAUUGGAGGCUUAUGCUAUCGCCAUGGCACAAAGCAUUCAAAAUAAAAGCACCGCCAAUAGCACGAAUGAUCAAAAAGCCACCUCGACUGUCUCGUCAUCUUCGGCAACGUAUUUACCAGAAGCGCAGAAAUCGACCGCGGAGCUCAGCAGCUCGAAGACUGCUUCGCAGAAUGGAGGAGCCAUCAGGAUGAAUUUGAAACAGAUUAUUCGAGGCGCUCCAAACAGCUCUCUAAUCUUGUUAAGGAGUUCGGCCGCGAGAUCUACGAGCGUAGCAACCGCAAAGAAUGUAUUUAACUCGGCCAAGGUGGAAGAUGCGUCCAACGACGAGACGCUAAUGGGAAUGUCGUCGAUCUACAAGAAGCUGAUGUUUACGAAAGAACCGGUUUCGAAAUGCGAAAAAUCGCCAGUGAGUAACAACGUGCACAGCUUGAAGAGGUACGCCAUGAAUACACCAGAGCACACGACGAAGAAGACCUUUCUCGAGGAUCAGUUGGACAACAAAAAGACUGUCCAGGUCAUGAAAGAGGCACGCGAAAACAAAAGUCUUGAUCGCAAAAUGAAAAUUCAUAGAGAUUCAGAAGGCAGAAUAUCUAUGACGAGUUCCAGCAAGAACGUCGCGUGGGGCACCAACAAAACUUCGGAGAUUGCUAGAAUCUUAUCGGAAUACAACAAAGGCACGUUGAGGAAGUCCACGGCACAGAAUCAAAUUUAUAGCUCGAGAGAUACGAAGACAAGCUUGACGAAUCCGAACGUCAAAAAUUUACCGAAAAACCUCUGGCAGAAGAGUGCGAGGAUUGACGAAAAUCAACAAUUCGUGUCUAAUUCAAAUAUGAGCUUUGAGCUCCCGCAGGGAAAGUGGAAAAGGCUUCAUCUAAUGCUGGAAAAGACCAAGGACGGUCCGAUUACCGGUGGCAAUCAAAACCCACGGAAGAGCUCGUCGACAGUAGAAAAUCAUAAAGUUUCAUUGAGAGAUCAACAAGUGCACUUAGGCACGUCGAAUUAUAUAAGAAAGAAUUCUAUCGAUUCUCGCAAGGAUCUGAACGAACAUGAAAUUAUCAUGGUUGAUGUAAAGCCGAAGGAAAAGAAUUCGGAAUAUUCUAAAGAUGAAACCUCGGAGGAGACCUCGAAGAUAGGGUCACUGCAAGAGCUUUUGGAGAACACUGCAAUCUUAUACUGCGCUGCCAAUGGAGUUCAUCAAGACGAUCUGUCAAAUUAUAUCGACACACUCGACAGCAAGCAAAGUAUUCAAUGGCUAGAGAGUUGCAAUAAUUCUGUCAUAUAGAAAACUAAAGAUGAAACAGUAUUUUGUUUAUU